Dichotomopilus funicola is the source of this 1860-nucleotide messenger RNA. RefSeq names its product GTPase-activating protein gyp1. Bases 1 to 1860 code for a protein of 619 amino acids. The record is from RefSeq and is a predicted model, not a curated record. The transcript is spliced from 5 exons. Gene Ontology annotation, molecular function: GTPase activator activity. Gene Ontology annotation, biological process: activation of GTPase activity. Gene Ontology annotation, cellular component: Golgi apparatus. Lineage: Eukaryota; Fungi; Ascomycota; Sordariomycetes; Sordariales; Chaetomiaceae.
AUGUUUUCGUCUUCCGGCGGCGGCAAGAAGGCUCCCCAGGAGAUGGUGCAAGUCGAUAGGUCAGACUCUGCCUCGCCCUUCUGGAGGGCCCCUCCUCGAGACGCCCCGCCCCCGAAGAAGACACGCGACUCCAGUUUAGUUGUCGGGGCCGCAUACUCUCAUGCUGACGCCCUUACUCUUGACUCCUUGUGCGCCGUUUACCUGACCUUCCUCUACUUCCCCCUAUUUACUUACACAGGCCUCAGGAAUCUGUCCAGUUCCGGAUCUCGACCACGAACCCCGCCUUCUGCCCCCGGGCACGAACGAACCGGUUCGAUAAUCUCCCCCUCACGAAAGCCGAGCUCCAAAGGGAACGUACCGCCGUUCAAGACGUACAUGAAUUUCUUAUCCAACACCAAUGAUGAUUGGACCGUGGACGAUGGCGAUGAUAUGUACGAGUAUGAAUCGGAUGAUGGGGACGACUUCGGUCUCCCGAGUCUGUCGAAUAUGAAGAGGAGGACAAAGCGGAAAGCUGAGCAAAGCAAGGCGCAAACUGAAAAUGGGCUUGAGGAGAUGGAUGAUGGUCCCUCGUUACCACGGCGGAGGAACUCGGAUAGUGCUGAUAUUGCGAUCGAGAGGCCGACAUCAACAUACCCCAUGCCAAAAAAGAGUGAGGGCAAGAUCCUACGACCACAGUACAAGGAAAUACUCCGCGACCCCGCGAAUGCCCUUCACUUGAUCAACUAUCCGUCACCACCGCCUAAUGCCAGCGUCAAAGAAACCGAUGCAAUCAACUCGCGCGUAACAAGGAUAAACAAGUUUAAACGCCUCCUCCAAGCCUCAACAAUAUCACUGUCUGAGCUCCGUGCGCUUGCUUGGUCCGGUGUGCCGGAAGAGGUUCGUGCCAUGACCUGGCAGCUCCUCCUCAGCUAUCUGCCCACAAGUAGCGAAAGGAGGGUGGCCACGCUUGAAAGGAAACGAAAGGAGUACCUCGACGGCGUCCGCCAGGCGUUUGACAAAGGUGGCAGCAGCAGCACUGGCGCCAACACCAACGCCAACGGCACUCCUAACCCCCCAGCCCGGGGCGGCCGCGGGCUAGAUGAGGCCAUCUGGCACCAGAUCAGCAUCGAUGUCCCACGCACCAACCCCCAUAUCGAGCUGUACAGCUACGAAGCGACUCAGCGCUCGCUCGAACGCAUCCUCUACGUCUGGGCCGUCCGGCACCCGGCCAGUGGCUACGUACAAGGCAUCAACGACCUCGUUUCGCCAUUCUGGCAGGUCUUUCUCGGCACUUAUAUCACCGACCCAAACAUUGAGCGGGGAAUGGAUCCCGGGCAGUUACCAAGGGCGGUGCUGGAUGCGGUCGAGGCCGACUCGUUCUGGUGCCUAACCAAACUAUUGGACGGGAUCCAAGAUCACUACAUUGUCGCCCAGCCGGGCAUCCAGCGUCAAGUGUCGGCGCUACGCGACCUCACCGCCCGCAUCGACGCCGGCCUCGCGAAGCACCUGGAGAAAGAGAACGUCGAGUUUAUUCAGUUCAGUUUCCGCUGGAUGAAUUGCCUGCUUAUGCGAGAAAUUAGUGUGAAGAACACAAUUCGAAUGUGGGAUACGUAUAUGGCCGAGGAACAAGGAUUCUCCGAAUUCCACCUUUACGUUUGCGCCGCUUUCCUCGUAAAGUGGUCUGACAAGCUGGUCAAAAUGGAUUUUCAAGAGAUCAUGAUGUUCCUCCAAUCGUUGCCCACCCGGGACUGGACCGAGAAGGAUAUUGAACUCCUUCUCAGUGAGGCCUACAUUUGGCAGAGUCUGUUCAAGGGCUCAUCAGCUCAUCUUCGAGGGGCGGAGGCUGGAGGGAGGACGCCGAAUGCGAAUUUCCAGCUGUGA